CAACAUUGAUGAUUGAUCAUUGGCCAAUGUAAGAGCAGCUGAGACCGCAACAUGUUAAUCUAUGUAUCUUGCAAACGUCAAAAGUCAAAAAUCCAAUGACAUUAUUGUGUUAAAUGGUAGUGUGAAUGUGAACGACUGUUUUUACAUCAAAUCCAAACACUGAGCGAAUCAUAUGGAUACUUUUUAUAUGGGAUAUAGUAAAGCAGCAUAAAUAUCUAUCUAUAUGAAAAUUAGUUGAACGUUUUUAGUAUAAGUGAUUAUAUUAUAGGCAAUUUACAAUGUCUACUAGUCAUGAUGCUGAAUUAGAUGCGAAAGUAAAAAAAGCUACGGAGCGCAUCUCGGAAAACAUGCACAUCGUAGCCAAUGAGCCUUCCUUGGCAUUCUACAGGCUGCAGGAGCAUGUACGCAAGGCUCUACCACCGAUGGUGGAUAAGCGAGUUGACGUCACCAAGGUGCACCAGCAACUACAGGGUCGCUGCUAUGAUGCUGAGUAUGCUGUCAGUGCUAUUAAAUCAAUGGAAAAUGCAGAUACAACGUUUCUGAAUAUUCAAGAACUGUUGAAAACUGCAAUAUUUUUAAAACAACAAAUCAAGUAUGAGGAGUCAAGAAGGGGUAAGAAGGAGAGCUCGUCUGUCUACAAGAGACUCUCCGCCCACAUCACGCUAGAUCUGCCUGACCUGCCAGAAUUGUCCGAUGCAUUGCGUGAAACUGCCAGCCGAGUAGAAUCCAUGAUGCGUCACACUACAGACAACGCCCAACACUAAUAUUUUGCAUCCACCUCUCUCAUGUCACUGCUUUGUUAAGUGUACUUGUUUAUUUUGUAAUAGAAAUUAUAUUUUAAAUGUGUGCUGCUCAAAUUUUGUAAAUGAUUAUAUCUUCUGAAAAAUUAAAAUUACUGUCUGUUUAUCA
This is a messenger RNA of Homalodisca vitripennis (glassy-winged sharpshooter), 909 nucleotides long. RefSeq names its product BLOC-1-related complex subunit 8 homolog. The record is from RefSeq and is a predicted model, not a curated record. Bases 279 to 764 code for a protein of 161 amino acids. NCBI's taxonomy places the organism in Eukaryota, Metazoa, Arthropoda, Insecta, Hemiptera, Cicadellidae. The transcript is spliced from 4 exons. Gene Ontology annotation, cellular component: BORC complex.